Contarinia nasturtii (swede midge) is the source of this 1422-nucleotide messenger RNA. RefSeq lists its product as uncharacterized. Bases 139 to 1407 code for a protein of 422 amino acids. The record is from RefSeq and is a predicted model, not a curated record. Lineage: Eukaryota; Metazoa; Arthropoda; Insecta; Diptera; Cecidomyiidae. The transcript is spliced from 3 exons.
UGCAUUCUUCAUUUUAUAUGGCUUUGUUGUGUGAAUUUGACUGUGUAUUAACUUCGAAUUUGAUGCCAUUGGAUUUUUGACUGUCAGAAUAUUGCGAAUCGAAUUCAGUUUAGCGAAAAAUCCUCACAAGACUGCAAAAUGGGUCGUCACAAGAAGGCUGAUCCAAACGCCGACCAAAGGUGUAUAAAGCAAGGACUGCCAUCAAUUAUCCGUGAACGAUAUCGGGAUGUAAUUGUCGCAAUCAUUUCGUACUUAUCGGUGAAGGCUACGAAGAUCGCAUGCCUUGCAUCGUUACUAUUUUUGAUGAAGGUCAAUGAAGCACUCGACGAUUUCAACUAUGAUUUUUUUGAAACCGAUGAACCAUCAACGAUCAUACACAACUGUUUUAAGGCCGUUCUUGUCGAUAACAUUGGUAACAUAUCGCUUAUGUUACCUGGUUUCCGCAACAUUGUCGACGCUGCACACAUUGACUGGCCCACAAACGGUGGGUUCGGGAACGGUUUUAAAUAUAUAUGGGAGCAGUACUACGACAAUGUCAAAACGAACCUGACAACGCAUUGCGAGUCUCGAUUGCGGAAGUUUUUUAAAAUGAGAGCAUUCGAACUCAACGACUACGCCAUCAAGUACAAUUAUUUCAACAAUUUGUACGGUAUGAUCGAAUUCGAAUUGCCAUACUACGACGAGGAAGAUAUAAAAAAUGCCAUCAAUUAUACUUAUCGUCGUCGAAACACCGCAAUUGGCGACGUUGAACGUGAGAUGCGAUUGGGUGAACUAUUGGAUGAAUUGCGUUGGUUGGGAGCACCGGACGAUUGCAAUAUCCGUGACUUUGUGAAAGAGGAUUGGUUCAAGUCGAUUCGCAUGUGGUCGGAAAUUCAGCGCGAUAUUCGAAACUUUCACUUUGCAUACGAAGAUCGUCGCGAUAAACCACAAAUAAAAAACUUUGUCGUUGUGCCGAUGUGCACUUUUCAGCGUCGACACAUUCGAAUUGACACCGACGCAUUGUACGUUAUCCUAUCGAAUGCGAAAUUGGUGCCUCGAAAGUGCGGUAAACGGACACGUAAAGACGGAACAACAAAUUUCAAAAACAUCACGAGCAACGAAUUCCGCACAAAUAAAAUCCUAAGUUGGAAUUUAUUCUUCGAUGUGGAGAAAAUUCUCAAACUUGUGCACAACAAAAAGGAAUUCGAUUCUCAAAUUUGUUCCGAUGGCGUAUCUGUAUCGUUGAUGUACAAAAAACCGAAAGUACCACCAGUCGAGACAACAGAUGACGAAAUCAAGGCAAUGUAUGACAGCAAUGAGUUGAAAUAUGCUGUUGGAUGUGAUCCGGGUAUGCGAACGUGGAACGCUUCCGUACGACGAGAUUUGCAUACCAAAGAAGAGGUAAAUUUGUCAUUUAAUAAUGAAUGAAAGCGAUUGUGAUUG